Molecule: messenger RNA, 2012 nt
Organism: Saccostrea echinata
Lineage: Eukaryota; Metazoa; Mollusca; Bivalvia; Ostreida; Ostreidae
Product: F-box only protein 7-like
Exons: 11
Coding region: 23-1642 (539 amino acids)
Biological process (GO): autophagy of mitochondrion; positive regulation of autophagy of mitochondrion
Molecular function (GO): protein kinase binding
Source: RefSeq, a predicted model, not a curated record
AGUACCUAACUCCUAAGUCAGCAUGAAAUUUCGAGUGAAAUACAAAGAUGUGAGCAGAAAUGUAUCAGUGGAAGAAAGAGACGAGUCCAGUACGACACUGUGUCGUCUAGAAGCCGCUGUCUCAGAAGCAUUUUCUGGUAUAUUAAAGAGGUCGUUUUACUUGAGUUUGAAUAAGAAGGAUAGACUUGGGGAGGGGAACCAGACUUUGACAGAUUUAGGACUAGUAUCAGGGGAUCUCCUCCAUGUCGUCAGUGAUGAUCCAGAGGAAGUAAAAGAACAAAAGCAGCCCUCAAACCAGAGAUCAACCAAUAGACCCUUGGGACUGACAGACACACAGGUUCAGAGUACUUCAAGUUCCCACAGAAAUGAUCAUCCCUCUACGUCUAGACAGAGUGCAGUACAAAAUCAAAAUCCCUAUAAUCAGCCAUCUUGUUCAACAGAUGACUCUCAAAUGGAGGCCGAGAAUUUCCAAAGUGAGGCUGUUUUUCCAUUAGACCCUGUUGUUGUUAGCCAAUGUCUCAGUGAGCCAAGACUGUGUAGUGAAUGCAUACAAGGCAGUUUGCCUCCUUUGUUGAGUGAGCUGUAUUCAGACUUACAUUGUCAGAGUUGUGAGGAAGCCCUUUGUCUGGUUCUUCAUGUGUUAAUGUUAGAGGCUGGGUACCAACCAAUCUCAUCUACACUAAAUAGUAACCCUCGCACACAGAUCACUUCAGAUACUGGUUGCAACCCUCAGACACGAUUGGAGUCAGAUGUGUGUCCCACUGAUUCCUGGAGAGAGAGAGCACCAGCCUUCUACAAACUAGAGUACACACACCCCACAAGUGGUUCCACUGUCUAUACAGUAACUGCUGUACCCAUGGGUACCUCUCUUAUUGUUCAUGGUCAAGUUAAGAUAGAGGAAAAUAUAGAAAAAUGUCAGUGUCAACUCAAAACCAAGGAUUUUGUUCAAAACGUAACUCCAGAGCCUAACACAUGCUACCAGAAUCUACCAAAGCUGUCCAGAACAUUUAAGGAUUCUAUAUCCUUACCACUACUACAGAAGUAUAGAGAAGCUAUGAACUUGGUGCCUUUACAUGGACUUUUAGCACUGAGUAAUGAAUUAAAGCUGAAAAUCCUGGGCUGUUUGGACGUUGUCAGUUUGUUGAGAAUGUCUGAAGUUUGUAAGGAAUUUCGUAGCCUUAGUAAUGAUAAAUAUAUCUGGAGGAGGCUGUUUUUGUCCCAUUUUGGAAAUCGAGCACAUAAUGACUUAAACCAAAACUGGAAAGAGUUGUACAAGGCAGAGUAUCGAAACAGAAAACAGCAGAGAAAAUGGUGGAGUCAGAUGACAACAAUCGUCCCCCCUUUUAUACCGGCUGACCCCUACUCACAGAGGAUACCCCCACUGGCCCCAUUUAGUCCUGGAAUGAUUGGAGGGGACUAUGACCUCUACCCACAAUUCCAUGGUAUUCCAAAUCCUAUUUUUGGACGUCGUGGUGGACACGUGCCUGAAAUGAGGCCACGGUUUGACCCGUUUGGUCCAGGUCAGAAUUUUCCUCCUGGGCCUGGUGGAGGGUUUUAUGAUAGAGGCAGUGGUGGAUCCAGAUUUUCACGUGGAUCAAGGAGUGGAAUGGGCGGGUUUGGAGGAGGUCCAAAAUUCUUCUGAGCUUAAUUUAAAGCUUGAAGAACUGAAUAAGUGCAAAUACAUGUAUCUCAUUUGAUUGAUUUUAAAAUAUGGGAAUAGUUUUUCAUCAAAUUUUUCGGUAAAUAAUAACUUUAUAAUACACUCUGAUUCCCUUUAUGAUAGAGACCUCGUCUGAUGCCUUUUUUUAUGUUGUUUACCAUCCUUUUUAUGGAAAAUGAUAUUUACAGUGAUGAUGAAUUAAAUUUUGCAUUUAAGACUGCAAUGUUCAAACUAUUCUGCUGUUGGAUGAUCCCUUGUUAUUAACAACAGCAUUAAUGAAGUUGUUGCGAGAAUAUUAAAUGCUGUUCUUUGUAAAUGUUGAAAGGAUUUACAAUUAAAUUCAUGAAAAUUA